CUCUAAUUUUCUAAAGUUUCAUUUUCAAAAGCAUCCAAUAAAAAAAUGUCUGACUGGGAUUCCGUUACUGUUAUUCGUAAGCGUAAUGCUGAUCGCGCCAAGGUUACUCGCAGCGAAAGCGAUGUCAAUGCUGCCAGAAGAGCCGGUGCUUCCAUUGCGACGGAAAAGAAGACUAUGACCAACGCUGGCCAUGCAAACCGUGACCAUCAACGUAUUGCCAAGCUUGAUCGUGACAACGAUGUCGCUCCACCACCCAAGGUGGAUGUUUCCGUCGGCCGUGCCAUUCAAAAGGCACGUCAGGAGAAGGGCUUUACGCAGAAGGAUGUGGCUCAAAAGAUCAACGAAAAGCCUCAAGUGGUGAACGAGUACGAAUCUGGCAAGGCCAUUCCUAACCAGCAGGUGUUGGGCAAGUUGGAACGUGCCUUGGGUGUCAAGUUGAGAGGCAAGAACAUUGGUGAGCCUCUCACCUUUGGCAAGAAGAAGUAGAGGGAACACGAUAAACAUCUAGAUAUACAUACAAAACUAUCAGUGUGGGUAAAGGGGGCUUUUCCAAGAUCAAAGUUGUUCGAUCCGGGAUCAUAGAUUAUACCUCUCUUUUUUUUGUCCCGAAUUCUUCAUUCUUUUUUAUGAACAAUUAGAUGACGUGGUGAUACGGAACAAAUUAGGCCUUUGACCGUGUCUCCCUAACCCUCUACCCUCCGAAUCCCCACACGACAAUGUACAAAUCAUUUAUAAUAAAAAAAACCAUAUUUCAACUGAUA
Zychaea mexicana is the source of this 761-nucleotide messenger RNA. RefSeq names its product multi protein bridging factor 1-domain-containing protein. The coding region runs from base 46 to 486 and encodes 146 amino acids. Gene Ontology annotation, cellular component: nucleus. Gene Ontology annotation, molecular function: DNA binding. The transcript is spliced from 5 exons. The record is from RefSeq and is a predicted model, not a curated record. NCBI's taxonomy places the organism in Eukaryota, Fungi, Mucoromycota, Mucoromycetes, Mucorales, Lichtheimiaceae.